Messenger RNA from Penicillium odoratum, 1881 nucleotides. Its product is annotated as transcription factor TFIIIC subunit TFC1. Bases 1 to 1881 code for a protein of 626 amino acids. Gene Ontology annotation, biological process: transcription initiation at RNA polymerase III promoter. Lineage: Eukaryota; Fungi; Ascomycota; Eurotiomycetes; Eurotiales; Aspergillaceae. The record is from RefSeq and is a predicted model, not a curated record. The transcript is spliced from 5 exons. Gene Ontology annotation, cellular component: transcription factor TFIIIC complex.
AUGGAAAUGGACACAUCCCGAGAGGCUAGAACCGCCUCAUCUUACAAUAUCCCGUCUCGACGGCUGGUUAGCGUGGAGCACCCUGCAGUUAUUCGCAACAUUGAUAAAGCCAUAGAAACACUGCAGGGCAAUACAGGAAUAAAUAGAUUUAUGAAUCCGGUUAGACCUGAUGCUCCUGCACGUCUAACCCUGCGACCGGAAGAUGCCAUGGCACGACCUCUGGUAUCCACAGUCAACCAAACCAAUAACAUCUUACUCCAAGUGACUGUUCCUAAGCGAACUGGUCGAAAGCGUAAGAGAGGAUCUGACGAGCCGUUCACCGGUGCGCCGGAAGAUGCACCAGACUCCCAGCGGCGUACAUCAAAAGAGUUGAUGCGCUGUCUUCGUGAUAACCCUUCCCAAUACAACAUCCAACCAGUCGGAAAGAUUGAGCGUACUCAUGUAUUUCGAGGAAUGCCGGAUUUUGUCUACUCGACUACCAGCAGUGUGUUCGCUCAAAAGUUCCGGGAUUACAUUGUCCCAUAUAAUUUGGAGAAAUUAAAGAAAUUUGAUAUCGACUUGACAAAGGGUGCCCUGAAAGACGCCGAUAUCAUCCCACCACCCUCCCUGAGUAACGAACAAGUUCCGUUCCUCUACAUGUACCGUCAAAACCCGGGUGUCAAACAAACACUGGAUGAAUACGGCCAAAUAAUAACACAGAACAUCCAACAAGUCCCUAAAAUUCGUACAUACCUCUUGCCGCACGACAUCGAUGAAGUCCCGAGCAAGCCCCAGGAAAGUCUUCAACCAAAAGAGACUCUCGACCCCAGUCUGCGCAGAGUUAUCGACUUCAUUAGUGAGCUCUUCGAGAAGCGUCCUAUCUGGACACGUCGUGCUAUCCGAAACUUUCUCCACUCAGACGAACAACGUUAUCUACUUCGUCUUGCAGUCCCCUACGUGGGUUACAUCUUUCGCGCAGGACCAUGGCGCGAUGCAAUCAUCAAGCUCGGUGUCGACCCGCGUUCUUCACCUGAGUAUCGGCAUUACCAGACCUUCAUGUUUCGACUGAUGCCCGGCGAAUCCGAUUUAGGUCGAGAUGGCGGUAGCCGUCGGGAUAGGUAUGCCCGUCUGGAUCCAGAAACUCGAAUUGAGAUCCCCGAGUCCAGAGACAGCUAUUUAUUCACGGGACGCUUGCCCCUGCAUCAAGAUGGACGAAUCUGGAUGGUCUGUGACAUUACAGAUCCCAUUUUGAAAAAUAUUCUCUACCCACCCGAAGAAAGCCAAUCUGAACCUUUUCUGCGAGAGACGUGUGAAAUUCUCUCGGAUGGCUGGUUUGGUAACGGAACUCUAGCCAAAGUGAAGAUCAUCAUGCGUUCCAAGAUCGCAACGCUGCUGGAGGGCUGCGAGCCCGACGAUGCGGAUUAUGUGAAGGCUGCCGCGUUUCCUAAUUUUGCGAACGAUGAGGGGGAUUUAAGUACCUACUUCCAGGUCGAUGCGCGUACGUCGACCCCGAAGGAAAUUUCUCUAGCAACUGAGAUUCGGGCUGCUAUCAAGAGUGCUCCACAAUGGAAGCGGACGAAUGCGAAGGAUAAGGACGGAAAUGACAGGAAAGGAAAGGGCAAACAAAGUGCGGCCAAGUCGCAGCAAAGAGAGGUGGAGAUGGAAGACUACGAGGGGGGGAUGGAAGAAGGAGAGAGUGAGGGAGAAGAAGAGGAGAUGGAGAGGGUCGAGAUACAGGAAGAGCAGGUUGCGGCAGCACUGGCGGCCAGGCAGGCUGCCGAAGAAGAAGAAGAAGAAGAAGAAGAAGAAGAAGGAGAAGAAGAAGAAGAAGAAGAAGAAGAAGAAGGAGAAGAAGAAGAAGAAGAUGAUGAUGAUAAGGAAGAUGAUGGAAAUCACUUCUAG